Molecule: messenger RNA, 1270 nt
Organism: Symbiodinium sp. CCMP2456
Lineage: Eukaryota; Dinophyceae; Suessiales; Symbiodiniaceae
Source: the annotation of a GenBank genome assembly
GGAGACGAUCACGAAUGCAUCAUCGUUGGCAAGUUUGGAGAAGAUCGGUGCGGCCCAUGCCGAGCAGGACGCCACUGCUCAAGAAACUCUUGAUUUCCAUCUUGAGUGCUUGGUCCGUUGGCUGGGAGCUUUGCAUGAAUUGCCGGACUACCACAAGUCCUUUCCGUGGCGAGCUAUCAUGGCCUUGGACGACGGCAAGUGGCCGAUGGUGUUGAAAGAGCUUGAAAGCGAGUGGCCAUUUCUUUUGAAGCUGGACCAGCUCCCCGAGAAGGGCCAGAUGCACGAGCUUCUGGCCUUCACGCGAAUGCAGAGCAUCAACUUCGACAAGGAUCAUGACUGUGCCAUGCGAGUUCGAAUGACUGCAGCAUCGAUUGCCGGAGUCCGCAGCCUCGACGACCCGAAGACAUCCUUGCUGAAUUCGCUGGCAAACGAGCUUUAUUUCAAUGACGCCAGAGACUGCCAACGAAGACACAGGAAGUCUGAGACAUCGAAGGCCGUGAACCUGUGUGCAUUGGCUGCACGCACGGGCUGGGUAAGAAGUCCAUUGGAGCACGUCAAGAUCGAUCACCGGGAUUGGUGCGGGAUGGACGAGCAAGUGCGGCACCUGAAAGCAAGCAUCCUGUCGAGCACUCGCGAUCGAGAUCGCGACGUUGGCAUUUCAAUGCACAACCUGCUCCAUCAGAAAAGACUUGAGGUGCUCACAAAGCCGCACGUGUUUGUUGCCCGCUUGCGACUUUACCAGUGCUUGAAGGAAACAUACUUGCAGGACAGGACACGCAAGAUGGACAUCCAAGCAACGGUGGAUGCAGCAUGGCCCUGCAACAUCUUGGUUCCUGUGACUCUGUGGCAGCCCGAGGAGGAAGAUCCGGAAAAUGUGAGGAUGGUGCUACAGGCAGGUCCUUGGACAACCCGGUUCAUGCAGACGCGAAGCAUUUAUGCAGCUGGAGAGGUUGCAACCUAUGUGCUGCAAAGCAACCCGUGCCAAAUCCGAGAGACACUCGAGUUUGGCAUGAACAGUGGCAGGCUGUCUGAGGCACAAGCAGUGGUCAGUCAAGCAAGUGGGCUUGCCUUUCAAGCUCGAAAAUGGAUGACCCCCGCGACCUUCCUUUGUGAGUGCUCCAUCACCAAGGUGAAGGCUGGUGUGCUUUUGCAGUACUGCAAAAGCCAGGGCCUGAAUCACGCAGGUAAUCACCGAAUACGGGUGAAAACGGUCUUGGAGCACCACGGCUACAAUGCAGAGUACAUCGAAGAUGUGUUGGCCACCAUGCCU